Messenger RNA from Fusarium venenatum, 483 nucleotides. RefSeq lists its product as uncharacterized. Lineage: Eukaryota; Fungi; Ascomycota; Sordariomycetes; Hypocreales; Nectriaceae. The record is from RefSeq and is a predicted model, not a curated record.
AUGGCUACUGUGCCGCCACCGCGCCCUGUUUUCAUCUACGGAUCCCUUAGGGCAUUGCCUUUGCUGGCUUGGGUUCUAACUGGAGAUUACUCCAACAUCAACGCCGUCGCCAAAUUCACCCAUCCAGCCCGAGUCAAUGGCUACGCGCGUUUUGCUCUCCACAGAUGCGAUUACCUAGCCACAAUCAAGCAUGAAUCUAGCGAGGUGGAUGGGCUGCUGGUACGUGUCGAGACGAAGUCCCAGCGCCAAAAGGUGCAUGACUUUGAAGGCGAGAUCUACAAGGCGAUGCCCGUGAACGUGAUCCUUGAGGGUAGAACCACAGUCGAUGCAGAUAUGUAUGUGUGGAACGGCGACGCAGAGAAAGUCUCCGAUAAACCAUGGGAGCUACAAGAUUUUAUCAACGAAAGACUUGAAGACUGGCUUGAUCUCUUUGACGGUAUUGAACUCGUUGGAGAUGAUGACGAAAUGCUAGCAGACGGCUAG